AUGAGGCGGCUGCACCACCGUAACGAGGCCGAGCCCCAGGACGACCCCUCCGACGGCUUCCUGGAGUUCUGCGGCGGCAACCUGACGGCGCCGAAGGGCGUCAUCCACUCGCCCAACUUCCCCGGACCCUUCCCCGUGCCGCUGCACUGCCGCUGGGUCAUCGACGCCUCCGCCUACGUCAAGCCCGUCGUCGUCGUGUACCUCACGCAGGUCUACGUGCUCAACGGCCUCAACUUCUACGCCUACGCGCUGUAUGGCCGCACGCGCAUGGGGGAGACCAAGGUGCACUCGGUGGCGCCCAGCAACGUGACGACGACGCACUGGCUGAGCUCCAAGUACCCCUACCUGGUGGUGGACCUGUCCCUGGACCGCCUGGAGGGCAACCACCUGCGCGUGCUGAGCCACCUGCAGGACGCGUUCGGCUUCAACGUGACGUACGAGGUGCGCGAGGGCGACGAGACGCCGCCCUGCUCGCCGUCGUCGACGUCGUCGCCCUCGUCGCCGACCUGCUGCAACCCCAUGCAGUGCUCGUUCGUCGGGGACUGUCUGGCCGACGCCAACUUCACGAGGUUUUACUGCGCCUGCCCCGAGGGCCACGACGGCCCCGACUGCGGGCUGGGCCCCAAGUGCAGGGACGAGCCGGGCAUCUGCAGGAACGGCGGCACUUGCAAGAGCCUCGGCGCCGAGUCCAUCCGGUGCGACUGUGUGGACAACUACUCGGGGCCGUUCUGCGAAGUGGCGCCCGUGGACGAGGAGGACCGGGAAUGCCACUCCGACGGGGGCACGGUGUGCAACUGCACGGGGGGCAGCCGCGUGGUGUCGGACCGAUCCCGGUACCUGGCCGAAGUGCGGCUGGCGGGCCCCGCCGACCCGGACGCGGACCCGCACUACAGGGAGAACCUCAACCGGACCUUCACCCGCAACAUGACGGACUACUUGGAGAACUCAAACGUGUCCGUCGUCGUGGACCUCCACGUCGUCAGCAUAGUGCCGGCCGCUGACGCCGCCAUGGACCUGACGUUCCGUGUGGUGUGCGGCCGCUGGGACCUGGCGCCGUUCAAGGCCGCGCUGGACCGCCUCGUGGACUCGUGCAGGGACUGCCUGGGCUCCAUGCGCCUCGCCGCGCCACCCCGCGUGCCCGACCCGGAGCCGCUGCUGCAUCUCCUGGAGCUGCGGUCCAACAUCCGGUCCGGGGUGGUGCACGAGGGCAACGACUUCAUCCUGUCCUGCGUGGCCAGGGGCGCCACGUCCAUGCAGUUCAGCUGGUACAAGGACGGCGUGCUCAUCAACGCGUCGCUGGCGCGGAGGAACAUGCUGACGCCGGUGCAGUCCAUGGGGCAGGACGCGCUGUGGUCCGCGCUGCUGGUGGUGGAGAGCACGUCCUGGCACGACGCGGGCCGCUUCACGUGCCGCGUGGUGGACGCGGGCUCGGAGCAGUGCCGCUCCGUGGACGUGCGCGUUCGGUCGCCGCCGCGCCUCGCCGUGCGCCCCCUCGUGCACACCAUCCGGGCGGGCACGGCGCCCAACGUCACCACCUGCUGCUACACGGGCGCCGACAAGGUGGGCGUCACCUGGACCCGCGACCGCGCGCUGCUCGAGGUCAAGCCCGGCAAGGAGGUGGAGGAGGACCUGGAGUACCCGCCGGGGUCGCUGCUGCGGCUGUACAACGUCAAGGUCGGCGACGUGGAUGGCGGCGUGGACCACCACGGCCAGGAAGCGCUCGGCCGCAGCGAGCACGGCCAGGCCGCGCACUGGGACGAGCCGGACUUCUCCGAGUGCGUGCAGGAGGAGUUCGCUUUCAUCAGGGAUAACUUCGUCCGGCUGACGCUGGGCUACGCCAACACGACAGCCCUGCAGACCCUGAAGGAAGUGCGGCAGUGGCUGGAGGCCCGCCUGGCGGCGGACACGGCCGAGGACGGCGACGACGACGACCUGGACGGCGAGACGUACGACGGGCUGCGUCCGCGCGAGGGCCAGCCCGUGCUGGACCUGGUGGUGGACGUGGCCGCGUACCAGCGCAAGGUGCUGGGCGCGCGCAAGGUGCUGCAGCUGCGGGAGGAGCUGUUCCGGAUCGUGGACGCCCUGCUGCUGCACCGGCACGCGGUGCGGGACAACGCGGCCAUCGAGGAGGUGCAGGGCCUGGUGCGCGAGCAGGCGUUGCUGUGGGCGUCGUCGCUGCCCUCGCCCUUGUCCUCCGCCUCGUCGUCGUCGUCCUCGGCCCGCAGCGCCUCGGCCGCCCUGCUGCCCGCCGCCACCUACACGCAGAUGGAGGUGCACGUGGUGGGCGCCAACGACCUGGACGAGGCGACGCGCGCCAAGGGCCAGGGCGUGCCCCUGCCCGAGUGGGUCGGCGGCUCCCUCAAGCUGCACGUGUCCAAGGCCCUGCUUUCCAACCGGUCCCUGGUGGCGGCCGUGGUCGCCUUCAAGUCCCUCCACAAGCUGCUGCCCGAGCGCAGCAUCGCCGAGCUGCCGGACAACAGCGAGCUGGAGUACGAGCUGGCCUCGUCCCUGGUGUCCGUGUCCCUCGGCUCGGAGGCCGGUGACCUGGUGAAGGACGUGGCGGAGGACGGCGUGGACUUCGGCGCCGACGUCGUGCUGCUGGUGACGGUGCCCGCCGGGCCGGCGUACUCGUGGCCGCGGUGGGGGGUGAGCUGCGGCGUGGCGGACAUCGCCCGCGGCAUGCCCACGACGCGCGGCCCGCUGCCCUGGAACACGACGGCCUGCGCCACGCUGCCCGUCGACUGGGACCCCCUCGGCAGCCUCGGCAGCCCCCACGAUCUGCGCUCCGGCACCUUCAGCCUGCGCUGCAACUGCACGGCGCCGGGGACCAUCGCCGUGCUGCUCACGUCCAACACGUCGGAGAGCGCCGUGCCGCUGGGCCCGCGGCCGCCCGCCGCGCUGCUGUCGGGGCUGGCCCUGUGCGCGCUGCAGGCCGGCGCCGCCUUCCUCGUGCUGCUGCCGCGCUGGCUGAGCCGCCCCUCCUGCAUGCAGUACCUCAAGCUCCAGAGCGCCGCCGCGUCGUCCGCGUCGGCCGGAGUGUUCCUCACCGGCCUCACCGUCAGCAGCUCCGCGGGCCCGGGGCUGGUGGCGGCCCUGCACUCGUGCCUGCUGACGGCCUUGACGGCGCACCUGGCCCAGCUGCUGCUGCUCUACACGGAGGUGGUGGGCGUGCGGCCUCUGCCUCACCUGCGACAGAGCCUCCUCGCCGUGGCCGUGGGCGCGCCGCUGGGCGCCGUGCUGUGCGGCCAGGUGGCGGCGCGCUCCGUGCCCGCGCCCUCGCGCCUCCACCACGGCCACCCCUGGGCCCCCUGGGCGCCCUGGGGCACGCGCCUGUGCACCGUGCUCGUGGCCACGGCGGCCAUCAUCCUGGUGGCCUUCGGGAUGCUGCUCUGCGUCGUGGUGGUCCGCAUAGCGCGCGACGCCCGCGGCAAGGAAGAGGACGGCCAGAGGAAGGACAGGUGGGGCAUGCUGAGAAGGUCGUGCGCUAUCGUGCUGUGCCAGGUGGCCGUCGUGGCGCUCAGCAUCGCCUUUGUCAGUGUCAAGUCCUCCGCCGUCUGCUACGUGUUCAGCGCCUCAGCAGCGACGCUGGGGGCGGUCACGCUGCUGUGCUACGUCGUGCGCCCCGAGGGCCCCAGCCGCCCCAGCCCCUCCGCGGGGCUCCGCGACGCUGGCGCCCUGGCCGACAAGCUGCGCGGGGACGGCGGCGCCGCCACGACCAUCCGGACGGCCCCGGACCCCGCCGGGGACGCCAGCCAGACCGAGCCACUCACCUCCCGCGGCGGCGCUGACGCUCUCCGCUCGCCGUGGCGGCCCCUGCGCGCCGCCCUGGCCAAGCUGUGCUGGCUGUGCUGCAACGUGCGGUCCUACCAACUGGUGCCCCCACCCUGCGGACCCGACACCCCUACCCCGGCGAGGCUAGGCGCCGACCAGACCCCGUGCCCCUUCAUCGUCUUCACCAAGCAGGACGCGGAGCUGGAGAGCGAGGCCGCCGCGGACGCGGAGACGCAUUCCCGGCAGCACGCGGCCGUCGGCGCCGCCAACGGCAAGCCGGCCGCCGUGCCCAUGUGCACGUGCCACACGUACUGCACGUGCCCCUGCGUGUGCCACUCGGUGCGCUACGUGCCCAUGUGCCCCACGCCCGUGUCUUCGGUGACGUCGGUGCCGUCGGUGCCGCCGGUCGGCUCCGUGUUGGGCGUCGGCAGGGAGGCCUCGCUGCUCGGCGCGUCCGACGCCGAGCUCCCACUGCAGGACAUGAGCCUGCGCUCCCCCAACAAGUACCUGUACAUGCGGUGCCGGCCGUGCCGCGCCGAGGAGAGCGACGAGUACGUGCACCAGGACGCCCUGGAAGCCGUGGACGUGGCCGCGGUGGACGCGAUGGCCGUCACUAGGUCGCCGCGCCGAUCGUCUGGGCCGGACGCCACGCCGCGCAAGUACGCGCGCACGCUGUACCGCAACGACUGGGCCGCGCUAGGCUCGCUGGGCGGGCCAGCGAGCUGCAGCACCAUGCAGGACCACACCGUGCCCCUGCGGCCGGAGCCGGUGCCUUGCUACAUCCGCGGCGAGCCUGGGGUCCCCGUUGUCGUGUCCCCGACCAGGACCGCGCCUCCGCCGCCACCGCCGCCGCCAGCGCUGACGACGCCGUCGCGAGUGUGCCCCCGCCCCCGCGUCCAGAUCGUCACCUGCAAGGCGGACGUGGAGCCGGCGCCGCGGCCCUCGCCGCACCCCGCGCCGCACCCCCCUCCAGCGACGUCGGCCGCGUCGGCCGAGGACGCCCUCGACGAGGACGUCCUGAACCGCAUCUCGCACGACCUCGACUACCUCCUGAGCGGCGACAUCGGCAGCGCUCCCGCCGUCCCCACGGUCCCCUCGGCGUCGGCGCCCUCCGCCGGGGAAGGCAACGGCCCCGCGGCCACGUAACGCGUCAUCGCGUUCCGCUGUCACGUCGUCGUCUUCACGUUACCGCAGCUGCCAUGGCUGCUCCCCGCUCCAUCCAUAUCAUAUAUGGGCUCCAAAGAGUAUUAUGAGCAUCAGCAGUGGUCAGGUUGCGGGCCACGGGUGCUCCAAGUCUUUCUUUAGGUUAAUUUAAUGGAAAUUCGAAAUGAUUUAGUUAUGUAAAUAUUUAUUGAGACUGUGCGUACCUCUUGGUAUUAUUCCUUUCAUUUAAAAGACUUGUUUGUUAUAUUGAGUGUGAUCUGGAUUUUAUUAUUAUUAAUUAAUUAAUUUUAUGCACUUUUAUGCCAUGGGGUAUUUGAACAGCGUGCAGUGUUAGUAAAACAAUGAAUACUGGUGCAAUGAAAUCUGUGUAUCAUAAUUAAUACCAAAGCUCCAAAUAAAAAUAAGACUGACGAUAAUUGAA
Thrips palmi is the source of this 5356-nucleotide messenger RNA. RefSeq lists its product as uncharacterized. NCBI's taxonomy places the organism in Eukaryota, Metazoa, Arthropoda, Insecta, Thysanoptera, Thripidae. The transcript has 24 exons. The coding region runs from base 1 to 4917 and encodes 1638 amino acids. The record is from RefSeq and is a predicted model, not a curated record.